CAAGGCAACCCUGACUCUUUAAGAAACGUCAAAGUUUGUCAGUCAGUUAUUUCAUGCUUUUGGCUUUCGUUUUAUUUGUCCUUGUUAAAUAUGAUUAAAAUCCGAGAUUUGUUAAGGAAAACCUUUGGCCUAGUAAAACAUCACGUCGGAACUGAUAGCUUCGGCAACAAAUACUACAGUGUACCAGAGCAGAAAACGUGGACAGUUCAGUGGAUAUGGUUAUCAAAUCUCUCCGCUUCAGUCAGCACUGAAGCACAAAACAUAAUUUGGCAGACCAUUCGAGCAAAGAGAAUCGUGGAGGCAGUGAAUUCCAAGGAAUAUGAAUAUCAAGGAGAAAGCAUUCCCUCUGAAUGGGAUGCCUGGAUUCGUGGAAGAAGAAAGGAUCCACCCACUCUUGAGGAAAUUCAAAAAAAUGAGCAGUACAGAAAAACAAUCAAAUUACGAGCUAUGGAAGCUGAAGAACGGGAAACCCUGCUUCAAGACCAAGCAUAUGAGGAAGGGUUAAUUGCAAGACCUCGCACUCAAAUCCAAGGUCAUGCUUCUUCACCCAACUUCCAGCAAACUGUGCCAUCUGAACAUCCCAGCAGUACUGCCAACAUUUUUCAGCCUGGGUCCUGGACUCCUCCUGGCCCACAAAAUAAGGAAACGUAGAAAGUAACAGAGAAUACAUUUUGAUUAAAAAAAACAACACACAAGAUUAAAGAAGCCUGGAAUGUAUGGUAUGAUGACAGCCUUACUUAUAGUUUAAACUUGAUACUUUACAAACAUUUGCUGGAUAGUUAAACCACUUAAAGGCACUGCAGUGCUAACAACACCUGUGCACGUUGUUAAAAAAUGCAUACUUUAAAUGUGUGAACAUAAACAAGUACUGUAAAUGUUUUUUUACUUGUUAUUCAUUCAAAUAUGUAUUUGUUUCCAUGAUUGCCUGACUUUUCAUCAAAUUUUUGUGGAGAGGAAAAUGUUGGAGAAAACCUCAACCUGACUAAAGAAAGGUAUGAAAACACGACACAUCUCAAAUGGUACUAAUUAAAAUAUAAAAUUUUAUUUUUGUUGUGUAUAAUUGACAACUAUAGGUAAUAAUACAAGUAUUCAGUUACCUGGAUGAUUGGUAAAAAUGAGCUUCUAACAUCCCUACUGAAAAGCAAAUUUAAAACAUGGAGCUCAUUUUUUCAUCAUUUCUCCUCUUGUAGUGCUAAGCGCUAUUGUUUAUCUCCUCAGUAAAAUGCCUUUCAAGUAGAAUUUGUGAGCAAAUCCAAGAUAAAAAAUAAAAUGACUUGUGAGCACUA
Erpetoichthys calabaricus (reedfish) is the source of this 1286-nucleotide messenger RNA. RefSeq names its product NADH:ubiquinone oxidoreductase complex assembly factor 2 (gene ndufaf2). Gene Ontology annotation, cellular component: membrane. The coding region runs from base 91 to 651 and encodes 186 amino acids. The record is from RefSeq and is a predicted model, not a curated record. Gene Ontology annotation, biological process: mitochondrial respiratory chain complex I assembly. Lineage: Eukaryota; Metazoa; Chordata; Cladistia; Polypteriformes; Polypteridae. The transcript has 5 exons.